Messenger RNA from Lynx canadensis (Canada lynx), 1612 nucleotides. It is a transcript of the gene WTIP, whose product is annotated as WT1 interacting protein. The transcript is spliced from 8 exons. Lineage: Eukaryota; Metazoa; Chordata; Mammalia; Carnivora; Felidae. Gene Ontology annotation, biological process: regulation of DNA-templated transcription; negative regulation of hippo signaling; positive regulation of miRNA-mediated gene silencing. Gene Ontology annotation, cellular component: adherens junction; P-body; transcription regulator complex. Bases 1 to 1311 code for a protein of 436 amino acids. Gene Ontology annotation, molecular function: transcription corepressor activity. The record is from RefSeq and is a predicted model, not a curated record.
AUGCAGCGCUCCCGGGCGGCCGCGGACGAGGCGGCCCUGCUCCUGGCCGGGCUGGCCCUGCGGGAGCUGGAGCCGGGCGGCGACUCUCCAGGCCGGGGUCGGCGGGGCGCGCGGCCCGCGCCGGGAGACGAGGCGGCGCAGGCGCUGGGCCGCAGAGGGAAGGGCGGCGGCGGCGGCCCCGAGGCCGGGGCGAACGGACUGAGCCGUGGGGAGCGAGGCCCGCGGCGCGCGGCGGCCCCCGAGCUCAGCGCGCAGCCUGCGGGCAGCCCGCGGGCCAGCCUGGCGGGCUCCGACGGCGGCGGCGGCGGCGGCGGCGGCGGCAGUGGCAGCGCCCGCUCCAGCGGCAUCAGCCUGGGCUACGACCAGCGCCACGGCAGCCCGCGCUCCGGCCGCUCGGACCCGCGCCCCUGCCCCGGGCCGCCGUCGGUGGGCAGCGCCCGCUCCAGCGUGUCCAGUCUCGGCUCCCGCGGCUCGGCCGGCGCCUACGCCGACCUGCUCCUGCCCGGCGCCGUCCCGGCGCCGGCUCGCUCCCCGGAGCCUGCGGGGCCGGCCCCCUUCCCCCUGCCUUCGCUGCAGCUGCCCGCGGGCCGGGAGGGCGGCCCGAGCGCGGCGGAGCGACGGCUGGAGGCGCUAACCCGCGAGCUGGAGCGGGCGCUGGAGGCGCGCACGGCGCGGGACUACUUCGGUAUUUGCAUCAAGUGUGGGCUUGGCAUCUACGGGGCAAGGCAGGCAUGCCAGGCAAUGGGGAGCCUGUAUCACACAGAUUGCUUCACCUGCGACUCCUGUGGGAGACGACUUCGAGGGAAGGCGUUCUACAACGUGGGUGAGAAAGUGUACUGCCAGGAGGACUUCCUGUACUCUGGGUUCCAGCAAACAGCCGACAAGUGUAGUGUGUGUGGACACCUCAUCAUGGAGAUGAUCCUGCAGGCCCUCGGGAAGUCCUACCACCCAGGCUGCUUCCGGUGCUCAGUGUGUAACGAGUGCCUGGACGGGGUGCCCUUCACUGUGGACGUGGAGAAUAACAUCUACUGCGUCAGAGACUAUCACACGGUUUUUGCACCGAAAUGUGCCUCCUGUGCCCGUCCUAUCCUCCCUGCGCAGGGCUGUGAGACAACCAUCCGUGUGGUGUCCAUGGACAGAGACUACCAUGUGGAGUGUUACCACUGUGAGGACUGCGGGCUGCAGCUGAGUGGGGAGGAUGGACGCCGCUGCUACCCCCUGGACGGCCACCUGCUGUGCCGCCGCUGCCACCUGCGGCGCCUCAGGCCCGGGCCCCUCCCCUCACCUGCGGUGCACGUCACGGAGCUCUGAGCCGGGAAAGGAGCCCACGCUGCGGCCCCGCGUGCGUGCGUGUGUGCGACAGAGAGCGCCCCCGGGCGGGACGGGUGACCCGGUCGGCGUCGGAGCUCUGUGUCCCACGGGGGGCGCCGCUGCCGCGCUUCCGCCCCACCCCCACCCACGUGCCACCAAGCUGCUGUCCGAGGGGCCGGCCCCGCGGCGUAGCUGCUUCUAUUUAUUCACCGUCUGUGCCUCCUCCGGCCGCUCCCUUCUUUCCAGCCCCUACCCCCUCGCCCCCCGACGCCGGCCUUGCGUUCUCGGGGCUGCUGCGCCC